AUGGAGAGGCAGUGUGAGCACACAUACAAAGACACUCUGAAGAUGAAAUCAGACCACUGUGCUCGGGGUUGGAAGUUCUUCAGUGGGAAGUGUUACUACUUCUCUACUGAUGAGGAGACCUGGACUGCCAGUCAGGAUGCUUGUGUUGCUGCGGGAGGACAUUUGGUGAUUGUCAGCAGUUCAGGGGAGCAGAAUUUCUUAAAAAGAUCAAAGCCUGGUUCUGGAAGGGAGUUCUACUGGAUUGGUCUGACUGAUGCUGUGGUGGAGGGAGAAUGGCGCUGGUUAGAUGGUACAAAACUCAGUCAGACAUCGAGGUUCUGGGCUGGAACUGAGCCUGAUGACUGGAAAGGAGCUCAAAAUGCUCACCCUGAAGGAGAAGACUGUGCUGUAAUGGAGCUCAGCUCUGCCAGUUAUGGUUCACAGGAUGCAUUCUGUAACAAAGAUAACAGGAAACACAAGCGUGUCUGUGAGGCCAAAGCAGGAAUGUAAAACAUAGAGAUAGUAGAGAUGUUAAUUAUGGCAAUAACAUAAGAUGUAGGGAAAUGAAAUCUCAGGAUGAAUUUUCUUUGUAUUCGUUUGUGUCCCGCUUAUAUAUUUAUUUGUUUGUUUAAGUAUUCAGGCAUUGCUUCAUGUUCAUAUCUCUGUGUUGAUACAAACCAUAUGGUCAUCAAUGAGUUUAGGCUUGUUGAUGAUGCAAGAUGGCAUCUUUAGCUCGUUAGCAGUUUCAGUCUCAUAUGAUGAGCAGGAUGCUUUAAGAAGCACUGUGUAGUACUGAAAUGCAUUAGAUUGCUACUGUAACAAUUUAUCUUAUUGGUGUAAAUGUGGAGGUUAGAGCACUGUAAAGUGAAAUGUUGAUUUGUUCAUUAGUUCUAGAGUUUCUUUGUAUUUCUCACAGCUUUGAGACAAAGUGUGGGGGGGUUAUUCAAGGUAAAGCUUCAUCCAGAAUGAUUUUGGAAAGUGUAUUUGAUAAAAUCACCAUUAUAUAAUUCAGGUAUCAUACAGGUGUGUGAUGUUGCUUUUUUAAACUCAUAAUUAUUACAGUUGAAAAUAAUAAACAUCAAAAUCUGAAGAGAGUGUUGUGCAACACAUAA
This is a messenger RNA of Electrophorus electricus (electric eel), 1091 nucleotides long. NCBI's taxonomy places the organism in Eukaryota, Metazoa, Chordata, Actinopteri, Gymnotiformes, Gymnotidae. The record is from RefSeq and is a predicted model, not a curated record.